Molecule: messenger RNA, 297 nt
Organism: Haemonchus placei
Lineage: Eukaryota; Metazoa; Nematoda; Chromadorea; Rhabditida; Trichostrongylidae
Source: the annotation of a GenBank genome assembly
AAACAAACGGCUAUCAAAAUUUGCGUGCAAACAUUGAAUGCUGUACGUGACCUCCACGACAUUGGAUUUCUACACAGGGACCUGAAACUCGCCAACUUUGCAAUAGGAAUCGAUCGACCAUCACAUGAAACCAUUUUCAUGCUAGAUUUUGGCAUUGCCAAACGUAUCGCUGGAGAUGAUGGAAUCAUACCGGAACCUCGUGAAAAGGUAUCAUUUAUGGGAACAAGGCGGUAUGCAUCCAGAGCUGCUCAUCAAAUGAAAGAGCAAGGACGUAAGGAUGACGUGGAAUCAUGGUAA